Molecule: messenger RNA, 4200 nt
Organism: Seminavis robusta
Lineage: Eukaryota; Bacillariophyta; Bacillariophyceae; Naviculales; Naviculaceae
Source: the annotation of a GenBank genome assembly
AUGAGCACAACCCUUCGACAUCGACGCAAGGCCGCGAGCGGGGAACACGACGAAGGAGCCGAAACAGAGCCUCUUUUACUAGAAGAGCAGGACGAUCAGCUGGACCAAGAAGGAGAUGCCAAUGAAGAUGAAGAUGACCACAAUGACGGGUACUCUCUGACUCCACUGAUCCAACGGUCCCUGAUUGGUCGUCUGGAUGUGGGUCCUUUCCUGGUGGUCUAUGCUGUUUUGAUAUAUGUGGACUGCCAACAGCAGCAACAAUUUGAACAAGAAGAAGAACCACCGAAUAUUUUAUUGCAGCCCAUUACCUGGGUGUUUCUUUCGAUACUGCUGUGCCAUUUGGCCGUGGUGCUGAUGCAACAGUGGAGUGUCUCGGCGCGAUGUCUGGUCGGAUACACCAAGGCAAGUCAAGCCGUCAGCAGCAACAAGCCACAAGACAAAGAGGCCGUCAUCACAAAAUGGACGCAUUGUCUCGUCGAGGAAACCACUGGACAAUCUACUCAGUCGUCACAACAACAACAACAACAGCAGCAGAGUAAAAGUGGUGAUUCGUCGGCAAGUUCUGGCAUUGCCACUGUGGAAAUCAAACCAAUACCCACACAGCAACAACACAAAGUCGCAGUAGUCAACUUUCAUGACAUUUCCUUUCGAUGUCCCACGUCAGCCGUAGACCUGGACGCUCUGUUAUGGACAACCACCAAAGCAAACAGCACCAGCAGCAAAAAUGACCAGAAAAUCAAGAAACUUGCCUUUCAUAGAGUACGAUUUCCCGUCAAUUUGACACUCUCCUUCUACAAACAAUGGAAGGGACACCAAACAGUCGAAUCGGUAUUCCAAUCUCAUCAUCUAUACGGACCAAAUGCCACAUUUCUACAAUUGCCGACUUUUCCAGAACUACUGGGAGAUCAAGUGGUGGCACCCUUCUUUCUUUUCCAGGUAUUUUGUGUCGCGCUGUGGAGCAUGGAUGAAUAUUGGUACUACGCCAUUUUCACCCUAUUGGCCCUCCUCUCCUUUGAAAGUACUGUCGCAUACAAUCGAUUGCAGAGUUUGCAACGAUUGCGAAAUGCCAGUCGCCACAACAGCCACAAACUAUGGGUGUAUCGAAAGGGUUUCACGGCCAAGAACAAAAAUGCGACAUCUCCGUGGAUGAAGCUGACGGCUCAUGAAUUGCUUCCAGGAGAUGUAGUCAGUCUUUCCUCAGAGGUAGAGCAGCAAUCCUGGGCGGCACAACAACAAGAGUCGGUACCUGCCGAUUUGCUCUUGUUAAAAGGCAAUGCCGUUGUCGACGAAGCACUUCUCACAGGAGAAUCCAUUCCACAAAUCAAAGUGCCCUUUGACGAUUCCGACCACAAUAACAACGACGAACCAAGUAGACUCGAUACACAAGCCAACAAACAAUCCAUUCUCUUUGGUGGGACCGUUUUGUUGACAGCUACAACAGAUGAGGAAAAUGGAAUAUCCAACAAAGAGGAAGACAUUCCUGCGGCACCCAACAGUGGCGUGGUGGGGUUGGUAUUGCGAACAGGCUUUGAAACAGCGCAGGGAAGCCUGUUGAGAACUAUUGCCCACUCCUCCAAUUCUGUCGACAAUGUGCAUUCCAGUGAUACGUUCGUCUUUAUCUUUCUGCUGCUCUGCUGUGCCGUCGCCAGUGCCAGUCUUGUGCUGCAAGAUGGAUGGGGCGAUGAGACGAGAAAUCGAUUCCGGCUCACACUGCAUGUCGUUAUCAUCAUGACCAGCGUCAUACCGCCGGAAUUGCCCAUGGAACUUAGUUUGGCAGUUACAAACAGUGUCACGGAUCUUAUGAGACGAUGUCAAGUAUACUGUACCGAACACUACCGUAUCCCCUGGGCUGGUCUCGUCGACGUUUGCUGUUUUGACAAAACUGGUACUUUGACUAGUGACCGAAUGCGUCUCAAGGGGGUUCGAUUGUUUGAACCAGACGGCUUGGAGCACUUGAACGAGGAAAAGGCGCUCGUGAAACCAGGCGAAGAUGACUUGCCAUGGGAAACCGUUCGAGUCAUGGCGGCCUGUCACUCAUUGGCGAUACGUCUGGCCCGGACCAAAGCAGGAGUCACGUCGCAACUCAUUGGGGAUCCAUUGGAACAAGCCGUGUUGAAGGACACUGGAUAUCAGCUCGUGGGAAGCAACAUACUGAUUCCGACCCAACCUCUUGAGGGACGUCCGAAAUCGAUUACGAUCCUUCAUCGCUUUGCAUUUUCUUCUCAGCUAAAGCGCAUGACUGUUUUGGUGACCCAGGAAUACUCUGCCGCCGAUGCUGCAUAUUCUGGAAAGGAAAACAAUAUUUGGGCACUGACCAAGGGUGCACCAGAAACUAUCUUGGGGUUGCUUUCACCAGAAUCUGUUCCUUCCGACUACGAGGACGUGUACACUCAUCAUAUGAGUCGGGGUCGACGAGUCCUCGCCAUGGGGUAUCGGUCGUUGGGAACAGAGCGCUCCUUCAAGGCUCUCAAAGAUGAAGGCCGGGAAAGACUCGAAAGGGGCUUGACUUUUGCUGGAUUUCUUGUGCUGGACUGCCCGCUCAAACCAGAUUCUAAAGCAGUGAUAUCAGAAAUCAAGAAUAGCGAUCAUCGAGUGGUUAUGAUUACAGGAGACGCCGUACUCACGGCUGCAGAGGUAGCAAGACAAGUUGAUAUCAUCCAUGCGACAAAGGUCGAUGAAGCACACGAAACAUAUUGGUUGCAGCCCAAUCCUGACGAGGAUGGUACCUCGAGCAAAAAUUCGCUUUCAAGCUUCGGUUUUGUACCGCUAAUGUCAAAGCAGCGGGGCAAGGCCGAUUCUUCGUUCUGUCCAUUCUUUGAGAGCGCGGGUAGGAAGAACCUGCAAAAGAUGCUCGAGGCCAAAUCUGCGUCCUUCUGCCUGACUGGCGACAUGCUAGUAAAGGUUGCCAAUGUGGCUGUCAACGGGGAGGUCAGUGGCAACGACAAUGUCGCGUCCUUAUCACGCAUGAGCGAGAAGAGCAUUCUAUUGCAUCCCAAAGCACAGCAGGUCUUGAAAGAACUUGUCCAGGUUGUGUCUGUCUUUGCGAGGCACGCUCCACACCAAAAGGAGGCAGUAGUUGCUGCCUUCAACCUUUCGGGUCACUAUACUCUGUAUUGCGGCGACGGUACAAACGACACUCCCUCCUUGAAACGGGCACAUGUGGGAAUUUCGAUCAUCAGUGCCCCCGGUGCCGAAUCAAAGCAACGACAAGCCAAUGCAUCAAUUAGUCGCCUGAAAGCAGAAAGCAAGAAAGAAAAGAAGGCGCAAAAGAAAGGAAAGAAAACCAAGGGAAAUGCAGGACGGGCUCGGUCGAUGGAGGAAUCGCUGCGAUUGCUUCGAGAGGCACAAGAAGAGAUCGACCAAGUCGAAUUGGGGGAUGCCUCCAUUGCAAGUCCCUUCACAUCAAAGCAAGUGUCGAUUGUUUGCUGCAAGAACGUGCUACAACAGGGACGGUGCACUCUGGUGACAAUGCUCCAAAUCUACAAAAUCUUGGGUAUCAACUGCCUUGUGAAUGCGAUGGUACUCUCUAUGCUGUCCCUGCGCGGCGUGAAACAGGGAGAUCGGCAGCUCACCGUUCUCGGGACAGUGGUUGCGGCCCUGUUCUUCUUCGUCACCAGAGCCAAACCGCUGGAGACCCUUUCAGCAAAGCGACCGUCUUCAUCUGUUCUCUGUGCGCACGCUCUCUUGUCUAUUGCACUUCAAUUCUGUGUGCACUUCAUUGCCAUCAUUGUGGCUUGUUCAGCGGCGCUGGCUUUUGUCGAUCCCUACGACCCAAGCAUUGUAGCGGAUGGCCCUUUCAAUCCCAACGUGCUCAACACUUGCACUUUUAUGCUGACAGUGCUAGCUACCAUCAACACUUUUGCUGUGAACUACAGAGGCAGACCAUUUACAGAGAACUUGCAAGAAAACAAGCUCUUGAUGAGAAGCUUAUUGGCAUGCUACAUCUCUCUACUGCUGUGUUCAUUCGAAGCGUUCCCACCUCUGAAUGACUUGCUGCAGCUUUCUUCAUUCCCAGACACUACCGUUGAAAGAGACUUUGAGUCCAAAGAGGCUGAUUUCAUGUUGGCCAUGAUGAACGAACCGUUGUUAGGUGUUUUGCAGAUGGUCGAGUUCCCAACCUUCAUGUGCAUUCUGAUGGUGGCAGACACCGCCCUGAGUUUCCUGGUUGAAAAGACCAUCAUUAGGGUUUUCAAAUGCUGA